AUGGAGGAAACAUUGAGUGAACGAUCAAUAGUUGUUAGUUUUCGCCCGUCGAAUGGCAAACUUUUUGAUUGUAGCUUUGAUCCUUCUCAAAUGACGGUAUUGCAAUUAAAAGAGAAGUUGGCCAGGGAAACUAAUAUACCGGCUGAUAGUAUGAGACUUGUAUAUUCUGGUCGAAUUUUAAAGGAUGAGGAUAUGGUAGAUUCAUAUGGUGUAAAAGAAGGGCAUACAAUACAUGUGGUACGAGGGGCAGCGAACCAGGCCGCCGAGCAGGCUGCUGCUAAUUCUUCGUCAUCAGGUGGAGCUUCUAGAUAUGCUACUCCUAGUACUUCUAGUUCUCCUGCGUCGUCGUCAUCUGUAAAUCCUUUUAGUAACCCACCACCAACACGUCAAUUAGGUUCAAAUUCCAAUAAUUUCGAACAAGAUCUAAUGAGGGGAAUGAUGAAUUCACCAAUGAUGAGGCAAAUAUUGUCAAAUCCAGAGAUAGUAAGAUCGAUGGUAAUGCAAAAUCCAACGAUGCGGCAAAUGAUCGAGAGGAACCCUGAAAUUGGUCAUAUAAUUAACGAUCCAUCCUUUAUUCGUCAGACAAUGGAUAUGGCACGCAACCCUGAACUCAUGAGAGAGAUGAUGCGAAACAAUGAUCGGGCAUUGGCAAAUUUGGAAACCAUACCUGGCGGAUUUAAUCAUCUUCGUAGAAUGUAUCAUACUUUACAAGAACCAUUAGAGUCUGCAGGGCGGCAUAGUGAUAAUUCAUCGGAAGCUGCAAACCAGCGUCUCGCGCAAAUGUUAAAUGUUGAAAGUCCACCAGAGGGACAAAUAAAUAGUACGCCUCUUCCUAAUCCCUGGGCACCCCGCAAUCACAAUAAUAGCGGAUCUUCAUCAACAACAACUGGUUCAUCUUUAUCUCAGACGAAUCCUUUUGGUGGAAUUUCAAAUUUUGGCUUUGGAUUUCCUGGGAGUAUAUUGAAUUUUACGACACCACCUAUUGGCGAUCGCAUCGCAUCAACAACUAACCAGACCAGUACGUCACAAACCAAUCAAACAUCACAAGCAAACAAUUCAUCAUCAACCCCAUCAUCCACAUCAGCAGGAGUUUCCACAACAACGCCAUCAUUUUCUGAUCCAGAUUUGUUUCGGCGGUUUCAACAAGCCAUGCAACGAUAUCCUCAAUAUUUAUCACGGCCGCACCAACAGACAUUUUAUCCGACAUCAUUGUUUGGUUCGCCUAAUCCUUUCUUUAUGAAUAUGCAACAAUCAUCUUUUGGAGCGGCACAACCAACGACCAUUCAACCUACAGAACCGCCGGAAAUCAGAUUUCGCUUACAACUCGAACGACUCGAAGAAAUGGGUUUCGUGGAUCAAGCAGCGAAUAUUCGCGCUUUGCUAGCCGCUGGUGGUGAUGUGAACUCAGCCAUCGAAUGGCUCUUGCAAAAUUCGAAUUCAUGA
Molecule: messenger RNA, 1443 nt
Organism: Ambispora leptoticha
Lineage: Eukaryota; Fungi; Glomeromycota; Glomeromycetes; Archaeosporales; Ambisporaceae
Source: the annotation of a GenBank genome assembly